Phascolarctos cinereus (koala) is the source of this 4085-nucleotide messenger RNA. It is a transcript of the gene PRKCE, whose product is annotated as protein kinase C epsilon. The record is from RefSeq and is a predicted model, not a curated record. Lineage: Eukaryota; Metazoa; Chordata; Mammalia; Diprotodontia; Phascolarctidae. Gene Ontology annotation, molecular function: diacylglycerol-dependent, calcium-independent serine/threonine kinase activity; ATP binding. Gene Ontology annotation, biological process: protein phosphorylation.
GUAUUAGAGAGGCGAGGGUGAGCCUAUACAGUGUAUAUAUUUAUCGUCAUUUUGCCGUAGGUGUGCUGGGGGGAGAGGGAAGAGGUUUGAUCCAAAGACGGACGUCCCCCAUCUCGCCCUGCAUCCCCAUCCCUACCCCCUCCCUGCUUUCCGUUAGAAACCCAGCGAGGAAAUACAUGCACUCGCUGGGAAUCGCCAGAGCCAGGGCGAAGCACUACAAGGUGUAGGUAGGGUGUAGGCGUGUGUGUGUGUGUGUGUGUGUGUGUGCGCGCUUGAGUGUGAGCCUGAGAGAGGUGGGCGGGAGAGGGGGGACCCAGGCGUCCCCGUCCCUCCCGCCCCAAGAAGACCCCCACCGUCCCAACUCCUCCUCCCAGCUCAGAGAACCCUUGUUUAUUUUUCGCUAAACUCUUGGGUUGAGUGACCCCGGCCCUUUUGCUCCCUAUCCCUACACCCCACCCUCACCGGCCCUCCUUCGACCAUGGUAGUUUUCAAUGGCCUCCUGAAGAUCAAGAUCUGCGAGGCCGUGAGCCUGAAACCCACAGCCUGGUCAUUGCGCCAUGCGGUGGGACCCCGGCCUCAGACGUUUCUGUUGGACCCUUACAUCGCCCUCAAUGUCGAUGACUCGCGCAUCGGACAGACGGCCACCAAGCAAAAGACCAAUAGCCCGGCUUGGCACGACGAAUUUGUCACCGACGUCUGCAACGGGCGAAAGAUUGAAUUGGCCGUCUUCCACGAUGCCCCCAUCGGGUACGACGACUUCGUUGCCAACUGCACCAUCCAGUUUGAGGAACUGCUGCAGAACGGGAGCCGUCACUUCGAGGACUGGAUUGAUUUGGAACCAGAAGGAAGAGUGUAUGUGAUCAUCGAUCUCUCUGGGUCAUCAGGUGAAGCACCCAAAGACAAUGAGGAGCGAGUGUUCAGGGAGCGGAUGCGGCCGAGGAAACGGCAGGGGGCGGUCCGUCGCAGGGUCCAUCAGGUUAACGGCCACAAGUUCAUGGCCACCUACCUUCGGCAGCCCACCUAUUGUUCUCACUGCAGAGACUUCAUCUGGGGUGUCAUAGGAAAACAGGGAUACCAAUGUCAAGUUUGCACUUGUGUGGUUCACAAGAGAUGCCAUGAGCUUAUAAUAACGAAGUGUGCGGGCUUAAAGAAACAGGAAACACAUGAUGAGGUGGGCUCCCAGCGGUUCAGCGUCAACAUGCCCCACAAAUUCAGUAUCCACAACUAUAAAGUCCCAACUUUCUGUGACCAUUGUGGAUCCUUGCUCUGGGGUCUCUUGCGACAAGGUUUGCAGUGCAAAGUCUGCAAGAUGAAUGUACAUCGGCGCUGUGAAACAAACGUUGCACCCAACUGUGGGGUAGAUGCCAGGGGGAUUGCUAAAGUGCUGGCAGACCUGGGAGUCACUCCAGACAAAAUCACCAACAGUGGCCAGAGGAGGAAAAAGCUAAUUGCAGGUGCUGAGUCUCAGCAGCCAGUCCCUGGGAGCUCCCCAUCUGAAGAAGAUCGAUCUAAGUCAGCGCCCACCUCCCCUUGUGAUCAAGAAAUCAAAGAACUUGAAAACAACAUUAGGAAGGCCUUGUCAUUUGACAAUCGAGGGGAGGAGCACCGGGCGGCGGCGUCAACAGAUGGUCAACUGGCCAGCCCUGGAGAGAACGGUGAGGUCCGGCAGAGCCAGACGAAGCGAAUGGGCCUAGAAGAGUUCAACUUCAUCAAGGUGUUAGGCAAAGGAAGCUUUGGCAAGGUGAUGCUAGCAGAGCUCAAGGGCAAAGAUGAGGUGUAUGCUGUGAAGGUCCUAAAGAAAGAUGUCAUCCUUCAGGAUGAUGAUGUAGAUUGCACCAUGACAGAAAAGAGGAUUCUAGCCCUAGCACGAAAACACCCCUACCUAACACAACUCUACUGCUGCUUCCAGACUAAGGAUCGCCUCUUUUUCGUCAUGGAAUAUGUAAAUGGAGGAGACCUGAUGUUUCAAAUUCAACGUUCCCGCAAAUUUGACGAACCUCGGUCCCGAUUCUAUGCUGCAGAGGUCACAUCGGCCCUCAUGUUCCUUCACCAACAUGGCGUCAUCUACAGGGAUUUGAAACUGGAUAAUAUUCUUCUCGAUGCAGAAGGUCACUGUAAGCUGGCUGAUUUUGGGAUGUGUAAAGAAGGGAUUUUGAAUGGUGUGACCACGACCACCUUCUGUGGGACUCCUGAUUACAUUGCACCAGAGAUACUUCAGGAGUUGGAGUAUGGCCCCUCAGUGGACUGGUGGGCCCUAGGAGUGCUGAUGUAUGAGAUGAUGGCUGGGCAGCCCCCUUUUGAAGCCGACAAUGAAGAUGACCUCUUUGAGUCUAUCCUCCAUGAUGAUGUGCUCUACCCAGUCUGGCUCAGCAAAGAAGCUGUCAGUAUUCUCAAAGCAUUCAUGACGAAAAAUCCCAAUAAGCGAUUGGGCUGUGUGGCAACGCAGAGCGGUGAGGAAGCCAUCCGACAGCAUCCCUUUUUCAAGGAGAUUGACUGGGUGCUGCUGGAGCAAAAGAAGAUCAAGCCCCCUUUCAAACCUCGCAUUAAAACCAAAAGAGAUGUCAAUAACUUUGAUCAAGACUUUACCCGGGAAGAACCAGUUCUCACGCUCGUUGAUGAAGCAAUUGUGAAGCAGAUCAACCAAGAGGAAUUUAAGGGGUUCUCCUAUUUUGGAGAUGAGCUGCUCCCUUAAGAAGCUGCCCCAGGAUACAUGAUUUGGGAGACUGCAGGAAGGGUUUCCACAAAAGUCAAAUUUCCUGAGAUUCAGUAAUUCAUGAACUAUAUCUGCCAAGAGCCCACACCCUCACUUACAACUCUAUUUAUUGCAUUCCUGCUCCCAUCACCCUUGGGCUCAACCUAGCCCAGCCUGGCCCACCUGCUACCUUGUGACCCAAAGGCAUUCUUAAGUUCUGUUUCACCAAGGACCACAAAAUCACUUUGUCCCAGAAAUUGUAGAUGUAACACACUGCCAUAUUUUUUACCAUUUGCAAGUCUGGUUUUACUCCUAGGCGUCACUUGUCAAGAAUGCAAAUUUCAUGCUUUUUAGUGGACAGGAGAAAGGAAGGAGGAGAAGGAGGAGGAGGAGGAGGAGGAGGAAGAUGAAGAAGAAGAAGAAGAAGAAAUUAACAUUUUUGGCAAUGAAGAGAUGACAAAUCUCACUUCUCAUAAACUUUUGUAUCUCAAGAAAGGAAUCACUAUUAAUUUUUUAAUGUUGAUUUGAUUUCCCAUUAAAUUGCAUUUGGAAUUAGUAGAACAUUUGAAAAAAAUCAAACUGGGUAAAGAUAAGAAACCUUAAUGUCAUGUCAGUAGCUGUUAAAGGGCUAAAAUGCAAUGAAAACAAAAUUAUCCAAAGUCAAUAUAAAACAUUAUAGCUUUUAGAGAGGGCACUUCAUAGGGGUUUCCAUGUGUUUAUAGACAGGUGAACAUGCAACACUUCUCCCAGCCAGUGAGGUUCCGCCUGAACACAUGUGCCAUUGAAGCAAGAGCCAAAAACACUGGUGAUCUAGGGGAACCUCAGUUCCAAAAUUCUGUUCCCGGUUUUUGGUCCUAAUGAUCCUGCAUCAACUAUUUAUAUUUAUUUUUCACUGCAGUGUGUUACUUUUGCACACUUUUAUAAAAUCAUAGUACUACUAUGUCGUGUUGUGUGUGUGUGUGUGUGUAUGUGUGUGUUUUUAAUUAACUGUAUAAAACUGAAUCUAAAACCUCUGCUUUGGGAAGAAGCAGGAGAAAGCAAAACAUGGCGGAAGGUCAACUUAUGUGAAUAGUGACCGUUUGGUGGGGUGCACUCAUGUGGCGAUAUGAAAUGGUAACUUAUGCGAAUGCCGCAAAAUGACCGUGAAGUUACCGCCUGUAGAUAUGCUAACAGUGUUAUAGACUUUGAUUUCCAAGUAUUCAUCCCCUGUGAUUUUGUGUACUUUGAGCGCAGAGGUCAUUUGAUUAUCUAUUUUACUGAAUCCAUCCUGCAGCAAACAGAAUCCAUGCUAAGUAUUGUACAUGGAUUCCCUAGCUGCUUCCCCAUAUACAUAUACAUAUAUAUAUAUAUAUAAAUAUAUACAUACAUAUAUAUAUAAAUAUAUACAUAUAUA